Letharia columbiana is the source of this 1509-nucleotide messenger RNA. RefSeq lists its product as uncharacterized. Bases 1 to 1509 code for a protein of 502 amino acids. Gene Ontology annotation, biological process: carbohydrate catabolic process; amino acid catabolic process. Lineage: Eukaryota; Fungi; Ascomycota; Lecanoromycetes; Lecanorales; Parmeliaceae. Gene Ontology annotation, molecular function: magnesium ion binding; hydro-lyase activity. The record is from RefSeq and is a predicted model, not a curated record. The transcript is spliced from 6 exons.
AUGACACCUCCCACGGCUCUGGCCAGUGGCGCUAAGGGAGUCAAAAUGAAUAGCCUUAGUAAAGACUUCGAAUCCAUCACCAUCACGGGAUACUACACCCGGGACAUCAGGUUCCCAACAUCUUUACAAGACGAGGGAUCUGAUGCCAUGAAUGGGGCGGUUGACUUCUCAAAUCCAUACUGUGUACUACAGACUAAUUCUGAGUAUGAGGGCCAUGGUGUGAGCUUCACCAUUGGGCGAGGCAACAACCUCGUCUGCGCAGCUAUCGACAUGCUUGCUCCACUGCUAGUGAACCGAUCUCUAGCAUCCCUGACAUCGAAUAUGGGCAAUACAUGGCGCUAUCUAGCCUCAGACUCGCAGAUGCGCUGGGUAGGCCCUGAAAAGGGUGUUGUACACCUCGCGCAGUCUGCAGUCGUCAACGCCGUUUGGGAUCUCUGGGCGAAAUCUCAGGGUAAACCUGUUUGGCGUCUGGUGGCAGAGAUGUCGCCAGAGGAGUAUGUGCGCUGCAUCGAUUUCCGAUACAUCACUGAUGCACUCACGCCUGAGGAGGGUAUUGAAUUGCUUCGUAACCAGGAACUUGGGAGAGCUGAGAGGUUGAAGGAGGUGGAGGAGAAUAAAGCCGUUCCUAUUUACAGCACCUCAGCUUCAUGGUUAGGCUACUCAGACGAGAAGAUGAAAGGCCUCCUAGAACAGUCCAAGGCUGAAGGGUUUCACCAAUACAAACUUAAGGUCGGGGGAGAUCUCGAGCGGGAUCUUCGUAGAUUGAAGCUCUUUAGAGAGGUCAACGGUUGGGAUGAUAUCCUCAUGCUAGACUCGAACCAAAUUUGGUCCGUGCCCGAAGCAGAAUCCUACAUCGCCCACCUCGCCCCAUUCAAACCUCUCUUCAUCGAAGAACCCACCUCCCCUGACGACAUCCUCGGCCACGCCACCAUCCGCGCCGCCCUACGCAAAUACAAUAUCAAGGUUGCCACCGGUGAGCAUUGUCAAAACCGCGUCAUGUUCAAGCAAUUCUUGCAAGCCGAGGCGCUGGAUUACGUCCAGGUGGAUGCUUGUCGUCUUGGUGGGCUGAAUGAGGUCAUGGCUGUUAUGUUGAUGGCGGCAAAGUUUCACGUUCCGCUGCAUCCGCACAUCGGCGGCGUCUCCCUCCCCGAGUACUCCCAACACGUCAUCACAAUCGACUACCUUGUCGUUAGCGGGCGCCGUAGCGUUCUCGAGUACAUCGACGCCUUGCACGAACAUUUCUAUCAUCCCGCACAGAUCGCCAAUGGGUUCCAUGUCACGCCCACGGCGCCCGGGUACAGUGUUCACAUCAAGCCGGAGAGCAUGGAUCGCUUUAGCUUCCCUGGAGGGAACGGCAGUUGGUGGAAGGGUAAGGAAGCUGAGAAGCUUUUGAAGUUAGAGAGGACGGUGGGGUGGAGGCCGGAAUUUGGAAAACCCCAAACGGAGGUGGUGGAUGUGCAGUUGAAGGGAAAUGAUGCUGCUUUUGCUAACGAUGAUGGACGAACGUGA